Molecule: messenger RNA, 770 nt
Organism: Xylaria bambusicola
Lineage: Eukaryota; Fungi; Ascomycota; Sordariomycetes; Xylariales; Xylariaceae
Exons: 2
Coding region: 372-755 (127 amino acids)
Source: RefSeq, a predicted model, not a curated record
UGGUCUGGUUCUAGGACAGCAUACACGAGUCACCACUUGGUCACUGGACAGGUAACCGAUUAAUACUGUGGACCUCGGCUUUUUUACAGAAUACUCAUAUUCUUUGAACUAUAUACCUACGGGUAUUUGUCCGACGUACUAGGUAUUAGCCUUGAGAAUCGGGCCUUCGAGUUACGUUUGCAAUCUGGCGAACAAACUCUUUUGAUCUCCUAAGCAACCACGCAUUGUUACAUCUUCUCUCACCAUUUAAUCAAUUAUUUACUCCAGAUCGGUCUUACCUGGCGAUUUUCAAACCCAAAUUUCAGUCUUCAGUCUUCAUACGUCCGCCUGUUCACAAGACAUCCGGAGUUAAUUGGCUCUGGACCCUCCCAAUGUCGACAACGAUCCUUAGUACUCACCCGAGGCUUCUAACAGAGUUGGAUCUAAAGAUCAUGAGCGUAUCCCAACAUUCGCUGGAUUUUUGCCAAGCGAACGGUUCGGUGGUAUUAGGGGGUAACAAGAGCAUCGGUGACGAUGUACUUCAGGCGCUAGAAGUUGCGCGAGACAGCCCAGAAGCCGCUGGCCACGGAGCCAUUGGUGACCUGCUCGAAUCGACCCUCGCCAGCAUCUGGAACAAGAUAUUGGCAGAUGAAUCCAAGUAUAUUAUGUCGAGGGAUGAAUUCGCCAUCUUCAACUUUUUCCAGGACCGGUUUCGAAACAACCCGAUAGCAAUGACGGCGCGUAAGCGGUACUGGGACAAUCUAAGUGUCCCCUGACUUAGCUGAGAAAGC